AUGGAGUUCAUCAAAAUGCACCAUCUGCGACUCUCCAGAGGUGAGCUCUUGAGUGUCACAUCAUCUAAUUUGGCGCGAGUUGCGGUUGGAGUGGUAUCAGCGCUGGUUCUGGGAGGUGGCGAUCAAAGAUACGAAAUGGUCAUAUUGAAAGUCUGGGGGAGCUUGCUCGCGCAUCUUCCACCACCGUGUGGAGGAGCACCUCAGUGCUGUUCUUCUAGGAUGGAUAGACUCAAAAGGUGUCUCAGAGGGUUGCAUGAAAUACAUGUUCACGUAGCGGUGAAUCCGCAUCAUAAUGCAUCACAGCCUAUGUUAGAACGGUGCGCUUCGCAGUCCUACCAGCUCAGCAGCUCUCGGGAUAUUCAUGAAAAUCUAAAUCGCGAGGCUCAGUCGCUGUUGGAUGUUUGUAAUAGUUUUUUGGGCGCUCCUGGUUUCGGGAUGAAAUUCGGUGAAGGGAAGAUCUUCUUCCUGUAG
Molecule: messenger RNA, 471 nt
Organism: Perkinsus marinus ATCC 50983
Lineage: Eukaryota; Perkinsozoa; Perkinsida; Perkinsidae
Exons: 6
Coding region: 1-471 (156 amino acids)
Source: RefSeq, a predicted model, not a curated record